AUGGAUGGGUGCUACAUACCCAACAACCCCCACUACGGGCUGGUGGAGUUGCAAGGCGCAGGUGGCGGACCAUCUCCUACAGUUUUGGGCGGCACGUACACUAGUACAGGUGGUAUACAGGUUCCUGCAGGUCUCGGCAGUGGGGGGGCGUACUGGACUCCGGAGGAUAUGGGAUCUUUCUCGCUGCCGCCUCUAGAUCUGGAUCCACUGCCCAGUCUGUUCCCCUUUAGCCCGUGUCCGGCCGCUAACUGCAAGACGGAGUUUCCGGUGCUGAAGGAGAAGCAACCACAUGACAUGGCGGACGUACUGUUGUCCCUCAAGCACGCGGUUGUCCACCCCGGCCAGGCAGCGGGCCAGCUGUCUCCUUGCGGAAAUUUUGCUGGCUCCUACAACACUGGCCAACAGUGUUCAGGCCAAGGAUCGUACCAGGGACCUUCCGCGUCCCUGUCUUAUACAGUUCAUCCACAUCAGGUGAUGUCGCCCGGCGGUGGCUACGGAUCCUCGCAGUACUGUAUGGGCACGCAAGACCAAAGCGCAAUGUUUGGGGCUGGUACCACAGCAGGGGCCCAGACGCCAGCCCAGCACCACAACAUGUUCCCCAGCAUGAGUGUCAACGUGUCCAUGAACAUGACGAUGCAUGGGUACCCGGCCAACAUGCCGGACAACUUGCAGCACCAGAUGACUUGCCCACAGAUGCAAUGGACAUCAACCACGCCCAAUCCAUCGCCUGUCUACCCUCAGACACAAGGCUUGCUGAGUCCGCAAACCUACGCUGGUGGGGCCACAUAUUCCUUCACAGCGGAUUUCCGUCCUCCAACAGCACCAGCAGAGCCACCUCUCAUCACAACUAACUCACCCUUCAAAACAGUGAUCAGUAAAGUAACAGGUUUCGCACCAGUUUCCACUACAACCGGAGGAAUGCCAGUGUCAUCACGUAAUGUCUGUAACAACAGACGGAACGGAAGUAUCUGUCAAAACAAGAUGGCGAACGGAAGUACGUAUCAUCAGAACAAAAUGGCUUCCGCAGCAGCGGCAGCUGCAGCCGCAGCCGCAGCAAUGACAUCAGUAAACAGUGACGAAUCACAGCGCCCAAAUUUGUGUCGAAUAUGUGGCAAGACUUACGCGCGUCCCAGUACAUUAAAGACGCAUCUGAGAACACAUUCGGGGGAGAAACCGUACCGUUGUGUGGACUGUAAUAAGUCAUUUAGCCAGGCAGCAAAUCUUACCGCGCAUGUGCGUACACAUUCUGGUGAAAAACCCUUCCGUUGUCCAAUUUGUGAUAGACGUUUCUCUCAGUCUUCUUCAGUCACAACUCACAUGCGCACACAUUCGGGAGAAAGGCCUUACCGAUGUAGACUUUGUAAAAAGGCUUUCUCGGAUUCGUCCACCCUAACGAAACAUCUGAGAAUUCAUAGCGGUGAGAAGCCAUACCAAUGUAAAUUGUGUUUACUGCGUUUCUCGCAAUCGGGAAAUUUGAACAGGCACAUGAGAGUCCAUGGGGGUUCAAGCACUACUCUGCCUGCCUGA
Cryptotermes secundus is the source of this 1527-nucleotide messenger RNA. RefSeq names its product protein glass-like. Gene Ontology annotation, cellular component: nucleus. The record is from RefSeq and is a predicted model, not a curated record. Lineage: Eukaryota; Metazoa; Arthropoda; Insecta; Blattodea; Kalotermitidae. The transcript is spliced from 4 exons. Bases 1 to 1527 code for a protein of 508 amino acids.